CAGCUGCUUCACAACAGAUAACAUCUUCCUGGACGACUACAAGCUGCAUGUUCGCUUUGUGUCCGAGCAUCAGUUCAGACUGCAGUACCAGCCGGUGAGUCAGUAACAGUUGUUAGCGGCGUACACAAAUAAGACAUUUAAAAGGGACAUGCUCGCUGUUUAUUUUUGAUAUAAGUGCCAUUUUGUUUCCACGUGCAGCUGCUAACGAGGCUCGGCUGCGUCACGGAGCAGCAGUUUGUAGACGUGCUUACCAAGGUAAAGAGGCGUGAGAGCGUGUGACGUGGUCUGUUUAUAAAGUCAAUUGGAUUUAGCGCAUAGAAUACUACGGAGGCCGUCUGGUGACAUAGGAGAGAAAAACAACUCCUGGCCACCAGAGAUGUGAGAACACCAUGUUUGCAAAGUAUGUGUAAAAAGGUUUCUACUUCUGGAAGCCAUAUUUGAAUUCAGAGCCAAAGAGCUAAUUUUCCAUUGGAUUAUACACUUUGAGAAAAACGUUGAACUAAUUAAGUUAAUCAGGUAAUAAAAAGGAUAUCUACCAAUAAGAACAGUCCUAACAGAUUGCGCUCAAAUUCAGUUCAGAUUUACAUUAUAAAAUGUGAGUUUUAAACAAAUUGACUCCUUACAGGGGAGGGGGGAGAGGGGGGAUCUGAUCCAGUAGUUCAGGUCAACUCUUAUUCAGUUCAACCCAGUUUAUUCCAGCUUCCAAUUCCAGGUUUCCCAGGAGGUGGACAGAAGAAGGCACACAUGUACCCAAUGCUCACUGGCUGCGUGUUGCUGUGCUUUGCUGAGACUCCACGCCUUCGCUCCUCCUCUCCUCAGGAGUCUUACCUGGCGCCGGAGCUCAAGCAGCUGGUUGCGUACUGCAGCAGCAGCAGCGACGCAUGUGAAGAAGGUCUUAGCGAACUGCUGGAGGACGUAGGAGGUGAUGAAGCGUCCGCUUCGUUGAAGAAGCAUCGGUGGAGGAAUGCGAGAAAUAAGAUAAAUUCUCCCACCUUAGCUCCAAGAGUCUAUCGUCUCCCAGUGUUUGAGAAAAGCUUCUGUGAGCAGCUGGUGGAGGAGCUGGAGCACUUUGAGCAGUCAUCAGCCCCUAAAGGAAGACCCAACACCAUGAACCACUACGGGAUUCUUCUCAACGAGUUGGGCUUUGACGAGGACUUCAUCACUCCUCUGAGGGAGCACUACCUGCAGCCUCUCGCCUCCCUGCUGUACCCGGACUGCGGCGGCCGCUGUCUGGACAGCCACAAAGCUUUUGUUGUCAAGUACGCCAUGAACGAAGACCUGGAUCUGAGCUAUCACUACGACAACGCAGAGGUCACUCUUAACGUUUCCCUGGGCAAAGAGUUCAAAGACGGAAACCUUUUCUUUGGUGACAUGAGACAGGUGUCCAUAAGUGAGACGGAGUGCACAGAGGUUGAGCACAGGGUUAGCGAGGGCCUCCUGCACAGGGGCCAACACAUGCACGGGGCCCUGCCCAUCUCCUGCGGCCAGCGUUGGAACCUCAUCGUCUGGAUGAGGGCCUCGCAGGAACGCAACCAGCUGUGUCCCAUGUGCAACAGAAAGCCGUCGCUGAUGGAGGCAGAUGGCUUUGCUGAUGGAUUUACAAAACAGUCUGAGUCUCAACAGAACGGCUCCUGUGAAUUAACGUGACAGUAUCCAGCUGCUGCCUGUCUUCUGUCACACAAAGGGACUUUAGGAACACACACACACACACACACUCACUCACCUUUUCUAUACCCUAGACCUGGCCACCCCUGGUCAGUCUCUCUAAGCUUUCUGCCGAUCUGCUGUAGUCGGUCAGUGAGAAACAGGGUGCUUCAGGAAAUCUUUUUAAAGAAUUAUUUGGACUAUUUCAAAUGGAUGAUAUUUUGUAAUGUUUUUGGCUGUCAAAUAUCUAUUAAAAAUAUCCAACGCUG
Molecule: messenger RNA, 1913 nt
Organism: Xiphophorus maculatus (southern platyfish)
Lineage: Eukaryota; Metazoa; Chordata; Actinopteri; Cyprinodontiformes; Poeciliidae
Gene: ogfod2
Product: 2-oxoglutarate and iron dependent oxygenase domain containing 2
Exons: 5
Coding region: 745-1647 (300 amino acids)
Molecular function (GO): oxidoreductase activity, acting on paired donors, with incorporation or reduction of molecular oxygen; iron ion binding; L-ascorbic acid binding
Source: RefSeq, a predicted model, not a curated record